Molecule: messenger RNA, 3539 nt
Organism: Panicum virgatum (switchgrass)
Lineage: Eukaryota; Viridiplantae; Streptophyta; Magnoliopsida; Poales; Poaceae
Product: kinesin-like protein KIN-7K, chloroplastic
Exons: 24
Coding region: 226-3240 (1004 amino acids)
Biological process (GO): microtubule-based movement
Molecular function (GO): microtubule binding; microtubule motor activity; ATP binding
Source: RefSeq, a predicted model, not a curated record
GGAGAGAGGCUAGCACAGUGUCGCCUCCCACCUCCUGCCGUCUCGCUUUAAAAUCCCGCGACGCCGUGGCCGCUCACCUCUUUUGGAGCCUCUGACCUCCCGAUACCUUCCCCUCCCGCUCGCCCCCCUCCCCCACCCUUCCCGUGCUGCAGGCAGCAGCAGCAGCAGGAGUGCAGGGGCAGGCACGCCUCACGGGGGGCGAAGCUUCCGCGAGAUCCGCGCGCGAUGUCGUCGCGGCCGUCGUCGUCGUCGUCGUCGCGGCGGAGCAGCUCGCCGUUCUCCGCGGGGCACCGCCGCCCGCCCACCGCGUCCUCCUCCUCGAGCUCGUACUUCAGCUCCGGCCGCCUCAUUCCGCGGUCGUCCCCGUCCUCCGUCAGCUCCAGCUUCUACGGCGGGGGCGGGGGCAGCUCGAGGUCCACCACCCCCGGCCGCCGCCGCUCAUCCGUAGCACCGCCGCCGGAGCCGGCGCCCGCGCUCGCGCCGGUGCCGUUCCCCAGCGCGGACGAGCUCGUCAUCGAGGACACGUCCCGAUCCGGCGACAGCAUCUCCGUCACCAUCCGCUUCCGCCCGCUCAGCGAGCGGGAGUUCCAGCGCGGCGACGAGAUCUCGUGGUACCCGGAUGGGGAUCGGCUUGUGCGGUGCGAGUACAACCCGGCGACGGCUUAUGCUUAUGAUAGAGUUUUUGGGCCAUCGACAACCACUGAGGCAGUCUAUGAUGUUGCAGCUCGGCCUGUUGUGAUAGGUGCCAUGGAGGGCAUCAAUGGGACAGUUUUUGCCUAUGGUGUGACAAGUAGUGGGAAGACCCACACAAUGCAUGGUGACCAGAACUGUCCAGGAAUUAUUCCACUAGCCAUUAAGGAUGUCUUCAGCAUGAUCCAAGAAAGUCCUGGAAGGGAAUUUUUGCUCCGUGUAUCGUAUCUUGAAAUCUAUAAUGAGGUUAUCAAUGAUCUACUUGAUCCUACUGGCCAAAAUUUGCGUGUGCGGGAGGAUGCACAGGGAACCUACGUAGAAGGAAUAAAAGAAGAAGUAGUUUUGUCUCCAGGACACGCUCUUUCUUUUAUUGCAGCUGGUGAAGAACAUCGUCAUGUUGGCUCUAAUAACUUCAACUUAUUUAGCAGCCGAAGUCAUACAAUUUUCACUUUGAUGAUUGAAAGCAGUGCCUGUGGCGAUGAGUAUGAAGGGGUCAUGUAUUCGCAGCUCAAUUUGAUUGAUUUAGCUGGGUCUGAGAGCUCUAAGACAGAGACUACAGGGUUAAGAAGAAGGGAAGGCGCAUAUAUUAACAAGAGUCUUUUAACUCUUGGAACCGUCAUUGGCAAGCUCAGUGAAGGGAGGGCAACACAUAUACCCUAUCGUGAUUCUAAGUUGACCCGUCUGCUACAGUCAUCAUUAAGUGGCCAUGGUCAUGUCUCACUAAUUUGUACAAUUACCCCAGCAUCCAGUAACAUGGAAGAAACACAUAAUACAUUGAAAUUUGCAAGCAGAGCAAAACGUGUUGAAAUUUACGCCUCUCGCAACCGGAUAAUUGAUGAGAAGUCUUUGAUCAAGAAGUAUCAGAGAGAAAUAUCCUCUCUAAAGCAAGAACUCGAUCAGCUAAGGAGAGGAAUGAUUGGCGGUGCUAGUCAGGAAGAAAUUAUGAGUUUACGUCAGCAGUUGGAGGAGGGUCAGGUAAAGAUGCAGUCCCGUCUGGAGGAGGAAGAGGAAGCGAAAGCUGCUCUAAUGAGCAGGAUACAACGUCUGACCAAAUUAAUACUUGUUUCCACAAAAAACAAUAUUCCAGCCUUGACAGAUAGUCAUCAGCGACACAAUUCUGCCAGUGAGCAAGAUGCGGGUUUCACGGCAUCAGAUCAAAUGGAUCUACUAAUUGAGCAAAUAAAGAUGCUCGCUGGGGAGGUUGCAUUUGGUACCAGUUCGCUGAAAAGAUUAAUCGAACAAUCAAUAGAUGACCCUGAAGGGACAAAGGACCAGAUAGAAAAUUUAGAACGUGAAAUCCAGCAAAAGAGAAGGCACAUGCGAUCCCUGGAACAACAAAUCAUGGAAAGUGGUGAGGCAUCAGUUGCUAAUGCUUCCAUGGUGGAUAUGCAGCAGACUAUUUCAAAACUGACAGCUCAAUGCAGUGAGAAGGCUUUUGAGUUAGAGUUAAAAUCAGCCGAUAAUCGUGUCCUUCAGGAGCAGCUACAGCAGAAGAAUGCGGAAAUCAAUGAUUUACAAGAAAAAGUUCUUCGCCUUGAGCAACAACUCUCAGUAAAGGCUGACAGACCCCCUGAGCAGGAGACAAAUUACAUAAAGCAGGAGAAUAAUUACUCACAGCAGGAGACUAUUGAUUUGAAAUCUAAACUUCAGUCCAAGGAAGCUGAGAUCGAAAAGUUGAAAUAUGAGCACCUGAAAAUUACUGAGGAACAUCAUGACUUGAUCAAUCAAAACCGUAAGUUAAGUGAGGAAGCUGCGUAUGCAAAGGAAUUGGCAUCUUCAGCUGCUGUUGAACUUAAGAAUUUGGCUGAAGAAGUUACAAAGCUAUCUGUACUAAAUUCCAAGAAAGCAAAUGAGUUAUUAGUUGCUCAGGAGAUGGCACAUUCAAGGGUUCAUGCUAGAAAGGGUCGUACAACUAGUAGGGGCAGGGACGAGGUUGGGACAUGGAGCCUUGAUUUAGAGGACAUGAAGAUGGAGCUACAUGCCAGAAGACAAAGGGAGGCUGCUCUGGAAGCUGCUUUGGCAGAGAAGGAGCUUCUUGAAGAGGAGUACAAGAAAAAGUUUGAUGAGGCAAAGAAAAAAGAAUUAUCUUUGGAAAAUGAUCUAGCAGGCAUGUGGGUUCUCGUUGCUAAGUUGAAGAGAGGGGCUUUAGGCAUAUCCGAUUUGAACGUUGAUGAUCGGUCAGUUAACCUAGCUGAUAUAACUAAUGGCACAAAGGAAAACAAAGUUGACAAGAAUUUUGCUCUAGUUGAGAAACAAAUUUCAGAUGAUACUAUGAAGUCGCUGACAGCAGAAGAACAUAGAAGCCCGGAGUUUGAACCACUUCUUGUUCGUCUGAAGGCUAAAAUUCAGGAGAUGAAGGAAAAGGACUCUGACCCCUUAAGUGACAAAGAUGGAAAUUCACAUGUCUGCAAAGUAUGCUUUGAAUCUGCAACCACUGCAGUAUUGCUUCCUUGCCGUCACUUUUGCUUGUGCAAGCCCUGCUCUCUUGCCUGUUCAGAGUGCCCUCUGUGCCGCACUAGAAUCGCAGACAGGAUAAUCACCUUCACAUGAAUCGCGUGCUAGCUUCAGGUGGUUCUGAAGCACCCGUUCUCUUGUAAAAUCCUCAGGGUAUAUGUUUCUCUUUUUGUCCUUGUAGCAAAGAAGGUGCCUUUUAUGUUCCUUCUGUGUUGUAUCGCCAUUCUUUCGAUUACCCUAUAGCUUUAGCUUUCGUUCUUUUGUUGUGCCGAGGAGUUACAAAAUGAUGACUUCUCGCUCUGCAAAUAUGUAUAGAAUAUGCGACUCGACAUAGUAACACAUUUUUGUUUUUGCUCCAUGAAGGAAAGUAGUCAACAACCUGAUGAAUGAUGUCA